ACUAAUAGCAGCUGAUGCAGCAGCCGGAGCCAGAGCUGCUCUGCCACAGAGAGGAGAGGGAGUAACCGGAGGGACACAAGCAUUAACCACGGCCCAGAGACCCGGAGAGGAAGAGAGGGAGCUGGCAUCUCAGUGACUAAAGCACAAGGAACGCCAGGAGCACCAAAGAACAGCCACCAAUUGGACAUAAAGCGGAAGAGGGAAGGAGGAGGGAUACAGCUUGGGAGAACUAAAAAACAGCCAGCUCCCAGCCUCAGCAGAACGGCUCUACCUCAGCUACUAUGACAGGCAAAAACUGAAGCAUAUUUAUCAGACUUCUUCUUCUCAGGUAAGUCUCCUCAUUUUUUAUUUUUUAAUAAACUCUCUCUAGAAUGUUGCAUAAUGAUCAGGAUGCACAUUACAAGACUGGCUGUAGGCUACAAUUUUCACCCGAAUGAAAUGUGAGGAAUGUUUUGACCCAUCUGCCUGCUGGAAAAGGGGUGUAAGUCAUACAAGAUUAUUAUGUUCUUUUAAAAAACAAAACCAGAGGGGAAACUUAGUGGAUGGAAACAUUUUGGAAUGCAAAAGGGAGGAAUACUAGUGAGGGAGAACUUAAUAGCUCCGCAUCUUUCAAAAUGUGCAGGUGAUACAUUUCGGGGUUAGAUUCUCGUGGACCUUGCCUGUUUCUGAAAAAAGAGAGAUAGCGCCCUGGCAAAUGGAUCUGAAUAUUUUCAAAGCCAAAGAGUAAGGCAGUGCAGGUUGGUAAGUUUUAAACAAAUAGUCCCUGACAUGUUUUGAACAGAGAUGGGUUGGUUCUCCUGUUUUGAACAGCUGGAUCAAUAAUUAGCCCUGAAAGAAAUCAAAACAAAGACUGUUUAAGAAAAUCAGUUAUUUUAUCGAGCCUUCCUUCAUUAUCUUAAAGCAAAAUACGUUAAGGAGUGAAGAUUCACAAAGUGUUUUCUUUGUACUUUUGAAUGCCUAUGUAGUUAUUUUUAAUAGGAAUGCACAUGCUUAUGCAAAUGUGCAUUUAUGCUUGUUUCCCAUAUAUAGUUUGCAAGGUUGAUUUUUUGGAAUUAAGCUUGCUUUAUUUUAUUUUUUAAAAAAUAAAAUCAUAGACUUGUAGGGUUUGAAGGAACCCUAUGGGUCAUCUAGUCUGACCCCCUGCAAUGCAGGCUCCUCCGAAUUCAAAGAGACUUACUCCCAAAUUUGCACGGAAUUGCAGCCAGAAUUUAGUUAUGUGCAUGGAGUGUGGAUUCCUGGUGUUGUACAGGGGCUGUGUUAUAGCCCUAUAAAACAUAUGGAAAAAAAUGUUCCCACUGGAAGUAUUGCAGUUCUAGAGAGUGCUUCAUCAUUAUCCAGCUGAAUUUAGCACAUACUGGCACCUUUUCUUGUAACAUUUAGCCCCAUACAAGUUGUGAAUAAUUAUUAAAUAGAUUUGCCCGGAAAGCUGCGCUUGUUGUGGUUCAAGAAACUGCAGCUGUAAGGCAAGUAAGGGAGAAAUGGCAGAAUGGUGCAUGGUUCAUAGAUUCCAUAGAUUUGGAGCCUUGGAAGGGACCCAGAGGGUAAUCUAGUCCAACCCCCUACAAUGCAGGGAUCGUUUUACCCAAUGUGGGGCUCAAACCCAUGAUCUGGAGAUCAAGAGCUGCAUGCUCUACAAACUGAGCCACGGAUGGUGUAGAGAAAGUGGCCAGAAAUACUCCCCACCCCCUUUCAUAAUACCAGAAACCUACGGUCAUUCAAUGAAGAUAACUUCUGGAAGCUUAAUGACCGAUAAAAGGAAGUAUUUAUUUCCACAGUGCAUCGUUAACCUAUGAAAUUACUUCCCAAUGACUUGGACAGCUUUAAAAAGGGGUUAGUCAAUUUAAUAGAAGUUAAGGCGAGUCUUAAUGUCUCUAAAUGGAUACUAGUCUAAAUUCCAGCUACGGAAUCCCAGCUAUUUCCCCCAUGUCCUGCUUAGUUGGCUUCCUGUGGGAAUCUCCGUGACCAUUGGGAAACAGGAAUUAGAUGGGCUGAUCUAGUGGGAAUCCUCUUAGGUUCUUAUGCUCAUUUAAGAAAGGAAAUCUUUCCCAGAUUUUUUUUUUUUUAAAUCCAGCCCAACCGAACUGAAACACAAUUAUCUGUGGACAUUUAAUCAGCCGGAUUUCAUCACCUGACACCGCAGAUUUAGUCUGCAGAACUCCUCUAAUUCCCAUGACAGCCGUUGCUACUUCUUAAUUGAAGGUGGAGUCAAUAUUUAGUUUUCAAAUGAAGUCAGAAAAAAGAACAGGGGAAAUUGGUUCACUCAACCGCCGGCAGAUGAGUUAGAAAAACUUCCUAAAUACAAGAGCAUUCCAGCAAUGGAAUAGACUUAGGGUGGUUGUGACAUCUUCUUUCAUAGAAACUUUCACAAAAACAAUGUAAGUAAGGUGGGUCAGGCCAUGGUUCCAUUCUGCUUCCAUCAUUAAGCAGCCAGAUGUCUAGCUGUGCUCAGAAUAUGACAGUAGUGGCUUUCCUGUGUUGUGUAUAUCCAGCAUUUGGCUUUGAGAUGUAUUUAAAAAUGGGAGAACUCUCUCUUCUGGUAUGUGGAAGGAUCUUCUUGCCUGGUACUAGGCUGGAGAAGCCAUGGGAGAUCCAUCCAACUUUGUGAUUCUGUACACGUGAGGAUGAAAGAUCUUGGCGCAUGUUUGGCCUUAGCAACAUUUGAGUUCUUUCUGUGCAUCAUGUGCUCAGAUACGUCAUAUUUUGUUGUUGGCAUCUGUCUCAGGAGACAAUGGAGGAGUGUGCCUUUGCGGGUGAAGUCAAACCAUUGGAGAGUUACAGCGCCUGCUGUUGCUGUAGAGACAGAUAAGGUGUUAAAACAGCGGUUCUCAACCUGUGGGUCCCCAGAUGUUGGACUACAACUCCCAUCAUCCCUAGCUAGCAAGGCCAGAGCUCAAGGAUGAUGGGAGUUGUAGUCCAACAACAUCUGGGGACCCACAGGUUGAGAACCACUGUUAAAGGUUUCACAAAUACAUUUAUUGACAGAAGGUCUUUAGCUCAGGGGUAAAUCACCUGAUCUGCAUGGGGGACAUCCCAGGCUCAUUCCCUGGAACCCCCAGUUUAAAUUAUCAGGUAAUAGGUGAUGUGAAAGACCUCUGUUGAUGUUAGGAUACUGUCAGCAGCUCCCGGCUGGUUGCCCAGGGAAGUAUAAAGACAAGGAAAAGUUUCUUACAGUCCAUUUUUAUUUCAAACUUUACAGAGAGAGGCUAUAGACCCCAGCCUCUUGAAUAAUGGCAUUGUCCCAAAUUAAUCUCCAACCCCUGUCUCUCCCACUUCCUCAUUCGUCAUCACCAUCUCCUCUAUGGGUGCUCCUACGUGCCCUCUGUCUACAAGCUCUUUGCUCUCCUACUUUUAAGGCUUGCCAGGUUCUGGGAGAUAUUGGGUCUAGAAUGCUUUCUAGUGACAACAUGUCAGCCAGUUGCCGCUCCGGUUCUGCCUCCUCUUCUCCCAUUAUUUCCCAACUUUUCGUCUCAUCUGCCUCUGAGCUGUGACCUCCCUCAAAUCUCUGUUGUAAAUCUAUACAGUGGUACCUUGGGUUAAGUACUUAAUUCAUUCCAGAAGUCUGUUCUUAACCUGAAACUGUUCUUAACCUGAAGCACCAUUUUAGCUAAUGGGGCCUCCCGCUGCCGCCGCACUGCCGGAGCAUGAUUUCGGUUCUCAUCCUGAAGCAAAGUUCUUAACCUGAAGCACUAUUUCUGGGUUAGCAGAGUCUGUAACCUGAAGCGUAUGUAACCUCUGCUCAGUCCCUGACAGUUGAAGACUCUGGAGCCCACUGCAUAAAUGGGCAAACAAUCUGACCUGCUCUUAAACAGUUUCCUAGCUUCCUAUUGCAUCCCCCUCUCCAGCACUGGUAGGUCAUAAGGUAUGGAACCUGCUUUCCACUGGAAGUCUGUUUAUUUUAUUCUAUUCCCUAAAGCAUUUUUUUCCCUCCUAGUUCAGGCAGGUGUGUUGCAGAAAUAUCAUUUAUGACAUUUAAUUUCCAUUUCUGGAAUUCGAUUUGUUUUCUUUUAAACCAUGCCUCAGAGAACACUGUAUUUUUUUCCUGUGUGUUGCAAAAGAAAAUAAAACCAUGUAUAUUUCCAGUACAAUUCUUUAUUGCACGGCUAGUGCUUGGACAACAGUUCAAAAUGCAAACCCACCAGGUACUAUGGCCAUUGAAUUCAAGGCAGAAUUUCUGGAUGGCAUGAAAAAUAUGUGGGGCAGUUUGAUAGGCAGUGCAAGAUGCUGUGGUCUUGUUCCAGUGGUGAAAUGAGUUGCAGUCACACUUAUAGUGUCUACUUGGAUGCCCAAACAAUUUCCCUAGCUUCCAAAACACACAUUUCAGCUAAAGAUACCCAUUAUAAAAUCUAUGGCAGUCAACUGAGUCACCAAGGCAAUUUAUAAUAAUUUGGAAAAACAAUUAGAUACUUUCUAGCACCGCACUAUAGUUUCCUUUGGUGCAAGGCUGAUUGAAAUUAUCUUAUUCUGAUGGCUAGAAACAGUGAACGUUUCAUCUAAAUUGAGCCCUCCAACAUAUAAUAAUAAAUUUAACCUGGAAACGAGAAUGUCAUAAUUUAAACGAGGAUACUGUUUUUCAUUUACUUGCUGAUACGCAUUAGCCAGGAGCCGAGGAAUAUAAAGAGUUAGUGAAAUUUGGGGGGAAAGGAAGCCAGAUUCCAUCUUCUACAUUCCUUAACUGAGAUGCUGUCAGCACAUUCUGGAAACCCCGGUAAUCCAAUCGACGACGUUGCAUUAGAGCAGCAGGGAGAGAGAUUUUGUGUCAGAAUGACUAGUGAAUACUACAGUGCUAGCAUCCUCCCCUCUUUUUAAGAUGGAUGUUCCAUAAAGCAGCAGCAUGGGUGAAAGCACAUCAAUUUCCAGGUUGCAUAAGGUUCUUUCCACUAAUGCUCAGCGGCUCUGGCUGAAAAUCAAUGCUAGGCAGUAAUGAGACUCGCCGAAUCGCGCAAUUGUUUCUUUACUUUCCCCCUUUUGAAUUGAACUUAAAUCUUGUCACUGGAAAAUGAUGAUAAUUUCAGGGAUUAAACCUCAUAGCGUCAGCCCUGUUCUGAAUUCUUCAGGCGACUCCAUUGCUAUUAACAGGCACUAACCAGGACAUUAACUUUCACAAGUUAUCAUAAAAAGGACAAAAGACUCCCAAGAUUAAUUUUGAACAUUAGGGUGACUAUAUUAUAAUUGCAGUUUAUAAAAUAUUUUUUUAUAAAUUGACUUUUAUAAAUACCUGACUUUUAGAAGACAUCUGAAGGCAGCCCUGUUUAGGGAAGUUUUUAAUGUCUGAUGUUUUAUUAUGUUUUUAAUAUUCUGUUGGGAGCCGCGCAGAGUGGCUGGGGAGAUCCAGUCAGAUGGGCGGGGUAUAAAUAAUAAAUGAUGAUGGUGAUGGUGAUGGCCUAUUUGAACCCAUAAACCAAAAUACUCGUGUCUGUGUGUUUCUUAUCAAUUUGGGAACUGCGGACCAUGGGGCCUUGGCACACAAUAGAUCUUGCCGUUUGCGGAGAGGAGAUUCCUGAAGGUGGUCCUGGGGGAACACCUGCUUGAGAUCCUGCAAAAUUCCUUCUUGUCCUCUCUACUAGUUUGAUUGAUUGAUGAGUAUUUAUAAACCACUCAGUAUUUUGUUGUUGUUUAGUCGUUUAGUCGUGUCCGACUCUUCGUGACCCCAUGGACCAGAGCAUGCCAGGCACUCCUGUCUUCCACUGCCUCCCGCAGUUUGGUCAAACUCAUGCUGGUAGCUUCGAGAACACUGUCCAACCAUCUCGUCCUCUGUCAUCCCCUUCUUUUUGUGCACUCCAUCUUUCCCAACAUCAGGGUCUUUUCCAGGGAGUCUUCUCUUCUCAUGAGGUGGCCAAAGUAUUGGAGUCUCAGCUUCAGGAUCUGUCCUUCCAGUGAGCACUCAGGGCUGAUUUCCUUAAGAAUAGAUAGGUUUGAUCUUCUUGCAGUCCAUGGGACUCUCAAGAGUCUCCUCCAGCACCAUAAUUCAAAAGCAUCAAUUCUUCAGCGAUCAGCCUUCUUUAUGGUCCAGCUUUCACUUCCAUACAUCACUACUGGGAAAACCAUAGCUUUUACUAUACGGACCUUUGUCAUGGACAAAGACAAAGACAACUCAGUAUUUAGGACAAUGAUAAAGCAGCACCUAAAAGAAACCACUUAGUGGGAUGGGAUUGUCUGGAGAUUUGGAGUUGGUUGUCAGCAACAUGCAGGUGACAUGUAGAUCCAUAAUCUCCCUUUCUUCUCAGCCCACAGAGGCUGUGGAAGUUCUCAACAAUUAUCUGAAACCAUUGAUGGGCUGGAUGGGGGUGAACAAACAGAAACUUAAGUGUCCUUGAUUAUGAAGACAGCUGGUCCAGUGAUAGAAUAUCCGCUUGUUCUGGAAAAGAUUCCACUCUUCUUGAAACAUGAAGUUUACAUUUUGGGAGUGUACUGAACUGACACUGUUCUUAGAUGGUUGAGACACGUGGUGGCUGAGAUUACGAGAAUUUUUGCCCAGCUUAGGCUGGUGUGGCAAAUGGGUCCAUUUCUAGAGAGAGCAGACUUGGCUACAGUCAACACAUGCCUUGGUUACAUCUAGACUAGAUUCCUGUAGUGUGCUGUAUGUUGACACAAAUUCUGCAUAUAUAUUAAAGGUGCAAGAGCCCUGAAUGUUUUUUGCAUCCGACUGUCCUAGUUCAAUUUGGCACUGAAAGUAAAGACUGUAAUACUCUUUACCAGUCAAAGCGAGAAUUCUAAGGCUGGGUGCCACCACCACAAAGGCCCUGUCUGUCAGGCUUCAGGGAAUCGGCUUCCUUCCCGGUAGCAGUAAAUAAGAAGAGAUCAAAUGAAAGGAAUGUCUUACCAGUUAGAUUCUUUAAUAAUCACAGGGAGAGACAAAAAGAACAUGUCUACUAGAAAUGGUGGUGCUCCCAAUUAAGGCUCACUCCCCCCCACUCCAUCCCUAUUAAUCUACAUCACUCCUACAUUUUGUAAUCUGAGUUUGUACCCUCUUCACUUUCUGUUCUAACACUUUCUGAGCUCUCCGUGUCUUUGGAAAAGGGGAUGAAUGCUGUCCAGAGACUGUGAAUCUGUUAACUCUCUCUCUUCUAGUGUUUCUUCUGCUAGCUGUUCCCCAUCCAGUAUUUCCCAGCUUCCACCUUCUGAAUUAUGCCCCUCUGCAAACCAUUGUUCCAAAUCUAUACUGUCCUCCUGCUCCUGGGAAGAUUCAGGAUCGGGGUAGGGGUUGGGGGGUGGCUCCCACCAUUCCUCCUUAGUGCACCCCUCCUCAGCAUGGUCUCUGACACUGUCUGACAUAAUCACCUGUUUCUUUUCUGUUGGUGGAUGAAAUAUACUCAGAGCCGAGAGUGGAUUUCAUGCUCUUUAUUCAGCUCAUAGUGGUGAGGAGGAAUGGAAGUUCCCCCAGAAUGUCUGCUUUAUAUACAUUAUUUACACAAUGGGCCCCACACAAUUGGCUAAUUCCAGGAUUCUCCUGUAGGCCAAUCAGAUUGCGGAUUCACUUCCACCUGGAGCUGGAUUGGGUGGCUCCUGUGGACCAAUCAGACUGCUGCAUUCUGGAUCCUAUUGUUCUAGGACCAAUCAGACUGCUGUAUUCUGUAUUUUGGAUCCUAUUCAACUCUGUACAUAACAGUGGAGGUAUCCAGAGAAUUGUCUCUGAGGAGAAUCUUAAUAUAUUGGUUGAUCAUGGUGUGACAAAUUGGUAUGAUAGACCAACUUUGUGAAGGGCUGUGUAGUCUUGAAGUGUGUGAGGAGACUAAAAAAAGAAAAAUUAAUCUAAAUCAUGUAAUAUCUGCAGAUGCCCCACCCACAUUUAAUGGAUGCAUCUGAAAUUCUGAACAUGGUUCAAGAUGAGCUCCAUAGACUUCCCAAAAUGUACUUCAUAACAACUGGUACUGAAUUUGUAGUAUUUUGGUUUUGAUCUGUUGACCACGGUAUUAAAAUGAUUGACAAGUGCAGCAAGCAUUUUUCUCUGGAAGUGGCUUCCUUGCAACAGAAUUUUCAGCUUGUUUCAGGAAGAGAAAAGGGCAUCUAGUUUGCAACUAGACUAUAUUUUAUUGCAAAUGCAACAUCUAAAUUAUACCGAAAUUUACUUGAUACAUUUUAAGCAUCAAAUGCAUUUUCCCUGUAUGCCCACACAGAAUUCAUAUGGUUUUUAGAAGAUGGUUUGGCUGGAUGUUGUCAGCUACUGGUAUGAAUACUUCAUCCUCUGUGAUUAAACUUAGCUCAGCUGGAAAUAUGGAACACCAGAACUGAUUGUUCUCUUGCUACUUAGGCCUUCAAAAUAGCAGUAUUAAUGACUGCUCAUUGAAAACAUGCCAGCUGCUUUGCUUAAUCAGAAAUGAAGCCCUGUGAUCAAUGAAUGAUAGACUGGUUGGGCUAUUCCUCUCUGCCAUUUGUGUGUGAAGACACAAUGUAGAGUUUUUUGGCCCUUGAGAAUGCUGCUGUCAGUACUUACUGGCACAAUUGUGAUAUAUUUCACAGCAUCUAAUAAGUGGCCCUAAACAGAUAAUCAGAUUCUUUGCAUCAGGAUAUCCUUAUAUCUCAGCGCCCCCGCCAAACAGAUGCCUGUCCAGAUCCUCUUCAGAAGCCCCCAAUGGCCAAAGGAGAUGUGAAAUUAAUGGUGUGAAUGCAUUCAACAUUGAUGUGCCUUUAAGGUAUGUGUGAGAUUCUUUAAAACUGACCAGUUGGACAAGGGUAUAACCUUGCCUCUCCCAGGCCUAGACCCUGCCCAGUGGUGGACUCCAGAAAGUUCUCCUGGCCAUGGUCCCCUCCUCAUUCAUGCCACCUUUGAAGGUGACCCGGAAACUGCAAUUAAUCCAGAAUGCGGCAGCUAGACUGGUGACUGGGAGUGGCCGCCGGGACCACAUAACACUGGUUCUGAGAGAUCUGCAUCGGCUCCCAGUACAUUUCCGAGCACAAUUCAAAGUGUUGGUGCUGGGCUUUAAAGCCCUAAAUGGCCUCAGUCCUGUAUACCUGAAGGAGCGUCUCCACUCCCAUCAUUCAGCCCGGACACUGAGAUCCAGCGCCGAGGGCCUUCUGGCGGUUCCCUCAUUGCGAGAAGUAAGGGUACAGGGAACCAGGCAGAGGGCCUUCUCAGUAGUGGCGCCUGCCCUGUGGAACGCCCUCCCAGCAGAUGUCAAGGCAAUAAACAACUACCAUAUUUUACUUUUAAAAGACAACUGAAGGCAGCCCUCUUUAGGGAAGUUUUUAAUGUCUGAUGCUGUAUUGUUUUUAAUAUUCAGUUGGAAGCCGCCCAGAGUGGCUGGGGAAACCCAGGCAGAUGGGCGGGGUAUAAAUAAUAAAUUAUUAUUAUUAUUAUUAUUAUUAUUAUUAUUAUUAUUAUUGAGCCUGAAAGCACAGAAGUAUCCCCAAACCCAGAGGGGUGUUUCAUGUCCAGACACCCAACUCAGGAGCUGGCAGAUCUUAGAGCCCCCUGCCAAUUAUCACAUGAGGUUCCUGGAUAUGAUGAAUGUUUUAGGGUGACCCGUAACCUUGGUCAUCCCUUACCAUCCAUUAAUCUGCAUAUGCCGACAAGUUCUGGCAUUUGUAAUCAACAAAGUUGUGGCCCAAUUUCAUCCCAAUAUUGCUACUCUGUGACUUAUUCUAGGGUUGUCUGUGCUUCAUUGCACCUGGGUGCGCAUAACAGAAACCACAGAACUAUAUUUAUGUGCUUAACAUCACAUCUAGCUUGACCCUGUGGCAGCAGAUCCCACAAGGUCUCUAAGUGCUUAGUUGCACUGUCAAACCAUCCCCUUAUACUUCAAUGUUCCUUGUAAUCUUAAAUCUCUAUCCCUCCUGUUUAAAUGUCCUUGACCUAUUCUUCGAGGACACUACGAACAGUUCAGAAGCAGAACAGACAGUCAGAACAGGCAACCACUGAGUGCCAGAACAUGCAGUAAGCUAAAAUAAUCUGAUUUAAGCCCCACUGCAAGGGAGAAGAAAAUAAAUGCAGGAAUUGGUUCUGAACUGGUAUGGGAGGACUAUUAAAAAAUUUAGCAGCCCUAGCAAGGUGGCACUACUGUAUAAUUUUACUUCAAAAUGCUUUCUCUUAUGAAACCUUGACUUUUUAUGAAAACAUGUUUAUGUCCUGAUCUCAUAACCAGCUACAAGUGAUCAUCAUAGCAUCUGAAGAUUGUGGUUGAGGUUGAAUUCUGACGAGACAGAAGGAUGGUUUUUGGGGGACAGGGGGCGGACAGGUGUGGAUGACCCCUUGGUCCUGAAUGGGAUAACUGUGCCCCUGAAGGACCAGGUGCGCAGCCUGGAAGUCAUUUUGGACUCACAGCUGUCCAUGGAAGUGCAGGUCAAUUCUGUGUCCAGGGCAGCUGUCUACCAGCUCUAUCUGGUACACAGGCUGAGACCCUACCUGCCCAUAUAACACCUGUCCUGAAAUACCUACAUUGGCUCCCAGUAUAUUUCUGAGCACAAGCCAAAGUGUUGGUGCUGACCUUUAAAUCCCUAAACGGCCUUGGCCCAGUAUACCUGGAGGAGCAUCUCCACCCCAUUGUUCUGUCCGGACACUGAGGUCCAGCUCCAAGGGCCUUCUGGCGGUUCCCUCCCUGCGAAAAGUGAGGUUACAGGGAACCAGGCAGAGGGCCUUCUCUGCAGUGGCGCCUGCCCUGUGGAAUGCCUUCGCAUCAGAUGUCAAGGAAAUAAACAACUAUCUGACUUUUAGAAGACAUCUGAAGGCAACCCUGUAUCAGGAAUUUUUAAUGUCUGUUGUUUAUAAUUUGUUAUGUGCUGUAAGCCACCCAGAGUGGGUGGGGUAUAAAUACAUUAUUAUUAUUAUUAUUAUUAUUAUUAUCAUCAUCAUUAUCAUCAUCAUCAUCAUCAUCAUCACCAUCAUCAUCAUACAGUGGUCCAAAGCCAUGUUUUUAAUUAACAUACCACUUUGGGCACAAUUGCAUGCAUCUGUCUUGCACUCUGGUGUCUCAGGGUUUCUGAAUGAGGCCUCAUGGGUUUGGUUCUUUAUUCUAAAAUGAUACAUGAAACACUAACAUCUCCUAAUGUGCAGCAUUUCUGCAGGGACUCUUAAGUGCAUUUCCAGACAAUUAUAAUUUUGAACAGAAGCUUAAUGGUGCCCACCCCUAAAUGCAGGAAGCUACUGUUUAGACACACCUUUAGGAAAGCAAACUAUUAACGAUGACCUUCUUCUUUAUGGCACUUGAGGGUAGUCUGUAAUGAGUUUCCAUCAACUUAUUGAGAUUACUUAGCAAGGCUCCUAAAAUUCAAAAGCAAAGACUGGCCUGAUUAUCGUGCCACUACAAUAAUGGCACCACUGAUUCACUAAGAAGAGGGAAUGUGUGUUCUCUUAAGCAACAGUGUGCAAAAUCCAUUAGGAGCUGUCCAUAGAAAUAUCAAAUAAACUUACUAUUUAGCACCACUUCAAUGAUUGCGGAAGCAGAAGAAUCCUGUUGUUUUAAGAACCCUUAUCUGAGUAUGUGAUGCAACAGAUGUUUCUAUUUUCCGUGCUACAAGGCAUGAGAUCAUCACUUCUGCCGUAUUAUAAUCACUCGUAUUCUCUAGUGUCAAUUGUCCAUCAGUUCAGGGUACUUAGAAAACUUGGAGAAGAUUGGUAAACGCUGAUGUUCAUUAAAUUGCUUACGAAAUCAUAUCUACCAGCAGACAACUAGCAAAAAAAAGCCUCUCUGAAGAAACUAGUUCUAGGAUCUUAUCGAGGACAGAAAGGGAGUACCAAUUUUUGUUUGCUCAGGGAAAACCCCCUCAAAUGGAGACUUUUCAUUACAUCAGUCAUCUUGUGCUUUACAGCUAAAUUCGGUGUGACUUGGCUUGGUCUGCAGUCCUGUACUUAAAAUGCUUCACAAAAUUCUUUGUGAAUUAUUAAUCGUCCCGAUUGAAAUUCUGCAUGAACACUCAGAGCCCAUCCUCCAGAUGAAAAGGCCCGCAAGGCAGAAUAUCCCACACUUACAGAAUAUAUACACUUACUUAGAAAAAAACUAUGCUUUGCUUAUUAUUUUCCAACCCUCACCCUCUAUAUUUUAUCCUUGGUGUGGGCAACUAUUUGAAGUCCACCCAAAGGUGACUGUACCCUCGAUACGUGUCCUUUAUUCUUGGCUUCUGAAAACCUAGGACAGUGUGCAAAUUCUCUUGAGUGGGGAUGGGGAACUUCAGAUCUGGAGACUGAAGGCAGCCUGGCCCCAGUCCACAUGUCCCCAGGCCACAGCCCUUGAUGGCUGUACUUCCUGUCAUCCCAGUGUUUUUGCCUGGCUGGAAUGUGUCCUUGAUAAUGGAUCUUAUUUUCCCAGAUAGACAAAUGUGUGCCUGGGGGGGGGGGCACGUAGAAACCUCUGUGUUAAGUCGUGGGUGAACCUAUCAGGCGACACAGCGAUUCUUCAAACAGCUCUUGUUUAUUCACAGGCCAGAACAGAACUGAACUGAAGGGUUCAGCCAGCCUGCUUAUAUAGAGCUCCACUAGAACGCAACAGUAACUAUUUUCUGUAACUAUCCAAUCACUGAACGUCACUUUCAAUCCCUUAUUUGCAUAUGUGGACCUGAGUGAAAACUAUCUACAGUAUCCCCCUGCUGGCCCAGGGUGAGAACUUCAGUACAUAACACUCUGCCUUUUGUAUGGCUAGAAUGUAGCCUACUGUACAGUAGGGGAGCAGGUGGCGCUUUGUUCUAAACUACUGAGCCUCUUGGGCUUGCUGAUAAGAAGGUCGGCAGUUCAAAUCCCCGCAACGGGUGAGCUCCUGUUGCUCUGUCCCAGCUCCUGCCAGCCUAGCAGUUCGAAAGCACACCAGUGCAAGUAGAUAAAUAGGUACCGCUGUGGGGUAGGGAUAAUACUUAUCUACGGAUGUGGGUGGUGUUGUGGUCUAAACCACUGAGCCUCUUGGGCUUGCCGAUUAGCAGGUUGGUGGUUCAAAUCCCUGUGACGAGGGGACCUCCCGUUACUCUGUCCCAGCUCCUGGCAACCUAGCAGCUUGGAAGCAUGCCAGUGCACGUAGAUAAAUAGAUACUACUGCGGCAGGAAGGUAAAUGGCAUUUCCGUGCACUCUGGUUUCCGUCCCGGUGUCCCGGUGCCAGGAGCGGUUUAGUCCUGCUGGCCAUAUGACCUGGAAAGCUGUCUGUGGACAAAUGCUGGCUCCCUCGGCCUGAAAGCGAGAUGAGCGUCGCAACCCCAUAGUUGCCUUUGACCGGACGUAAUUAUCCAGGGGUCCUUUACCUUUUUUACUACUAUACAAAAGUAAGGGUUGCAUCCAUUGCUUGGGCAACCUUUGCCUCUGGCCCUGCACAACCCCCCGCAUCCCCCUGCAAGGGAAUGUGGGUCUUGGACUGGGAAAGCUUCUAAACCCCUGCCCUACAGAGAACAUUUGGGGCUUUUUGGGGAGUCCAAAAUAAAAGACAUAACUUUUUAGUCCUAGUUCCCUGGUCCUUGCAUUUCUUCCCGCACUAUUUUUACAGUCAAUCGGCCUUUUUCUUCUUCCUAAUAAGUGUAAUCAGAAGAUUCCAUGGCAGUGUAUAAAAGUGUGAAAAACAGGCCAGACACCAUAUAAAUAAACGAUGGGUGAUAGCCAUACUCAGAUCCAUGGAAAAGUAUUGACGUCAGUAAGGACCCUGCUCUUAGUAUGACUGAACUGGAUAUUGCCUUGUUAUCUCUACUAGCCAUAAAAGAAGGGAUAAACUGAUCCUACAGAGUAUCCCAAGUGUUUUCAUAGGUUGAUCAUGCUCCCAAAAUCUGAUGCUCUGCAGUUACCUCUUGCAUGGAAAAAAGAGUAUAAGUCAGUGAGAGGAAUGCAAUGAUUUCUUUUAAAUCAGCCUGCUCAGGGGCUGUAAUUAAACAUUUCGUUAGAGAGAUUCUUUAAUCAUUACUUAUGCUCACUUACGAUAAUUUUAUAUUAUAGUGAUUUUUUUUAAAAAAGAGAAACCUAGCUAAUAAAUUAGGACUUUCUCUAUCAGAGCCAGUUAAUGUGAAAAGAGUUCCUAAGUAGCAGAGGCUAUAUAUACACCAUGAGUCUUAAUCCACAUUACACGUCAAGACAAGAGUAUAUAUUAGAUUAAACUAAAAGUGACUCUUUUGUGAACAAAUGCAAAACCUUAGGAAUGCACACGCUUACCAGCAGCUAGGAGAUUCAUUGAGAGACAUGCAUAGCUGUCAACGUUUCUGCUUUUUUAAGGGAAAUUCCCCGAUUCCAAAUAGGAUUCCUCGCAAGAAAAGGGAAAAGUUGACAGCUAUGGACAUGGCACGUAACAAUAUAGCUCAAAGGCAUUAUCUUUCUGCUUUUUCACAAGGAAAUUGGUCUUAACUUGAAAUAAAAAAACCCCCCAAAAUAUUUCUUCAUGCAACAUCCGGUUAAUUUAUGGAGCUGGUGCUCAGACUGAAAUUCCCAGGUGCCAGAAAAGGAUAUUUAUGUAUGCAACAACUGUGGCCCGUGUUUUGUUAGCCCAAAAAUGAAAAAUGAGCAAGGUCCCAACCAAAGAAGAAGGGCAAAUUAAGUUGACAGAAUAUGCACAGCUUGCAGUCUUAACAUAGAGAAUAAGAGAACAAGAAGAACAUAACGUUUAGAGAAGAUUGGAAAACGUUUAUUUAAUAUAUGGGAAAUAAUUGUGUACAGCUGAAAAUGCUGGCAGCAUUAAGGCAAAUUCAACCAUGUGAAUAAGUUCUAAUGGAAGUAAUAAUGGAAUACUGAAUGGUAUAGUUUUUGUAAAAUAUGCAGAGAUUUGUGAUAUGUAAAAUGAACCAUGGAAAGAGAAGAAGGGAAGUCAUUGAUAUUUUAAGGAUGUAAAAAUGAGUCCUUUAAAUUGUAAAACAGAAAAUUUAAUAAAAAAAUUAUACACGUAAAUUUAUAGAGUUGCUACAGUAUGUCCUGAUGCUGAUAACUAGCUGAUAAAUUUCAUAAAGGAUUAGACAGAGUUGAAGACAGUUAAGACUAAUUAGCCAUAAGAGCAAAAAAUAAAAAUAGAAAUGGCACUAUCAUAAUGUUAACACUAGAUCCUUGGACACAGGGAAUGGCUGUUUCAGUUCUGCUGAUCGUGGGCAUAUUGUUGACCAGUGGCCACCAACAAGAAGCAGCAAAUCUUCAAUCCAGUCAUACUGAGGCAAAGAGGAGGUCAGUGCAGCAAACUUACCCCACCCAGGUUUGAACUCCUUUGUAAAAUGCUCUGCCAAUUUCAAUUCAACACAUCUUCUGUUAACCACUCUUAAGGAAGCUUCUUGGUGCAGUAGUAAUCGAUAGGGGCAAAAUUCUGAACAAGGUGGACCUUCGGUCUGAUGGCACCAAGGGAUUUUAUGUUCUUCUUACGGCUUUCACCCAAUUAAAGAAAUCUUAGUUGUUUAAUCACGUUCAACGAAACAUUAGGAAGAACAUUCUGAAGAUACAAGCUGAUUGACAGUGGAACAGAUUGUCUCAUGUGGUAGUGGAGUUUCCUGGAGGUUUUUUUUACAGCGACCACCUGCCAAGGAUGUUGUAGUUGAGUAUUUCCUGUGUUAGCAGGGGGUUGAACACGGCGCCUCUUGGGCUUGCCAAUCAGAAGGUUGGCAGUUCGAAUCCGCACGACGGGUGAGCUCCUGUUGCUCUGGCCCAGCUCUUGCCAACCUAACAGUUUGAAAGCACACCAGCGCAAGUAGAUAAAUAGAUACUACUGCGGCAGGAAGGUAAAUGGCAUUUCCGUGCACUCUGGUUUCCGUCCCGGUGUCCCGGUGCCCCAGAAGCUACUGUUAGGACCAUUGUAAGACGUCCGCCAGCUUCCAACCAUGGAAAUCAGCAGCCUUCAAGCAAGCAAACUUACCUUAUUAUUGCUCCAUAGCAUCCCACUGCCAGAGGAUUGCCUCCUUCCAUUCACCACUUUGCCUCCUCCAAGUGGAAGAAACCUGGGCAGUGCUGAAUGUCACAUUCAUUGCCAGGUGUGUCCUGCUGGAAACAGAAAAGGGCUUUCCCCUUGGCCUGCCUUUAUAUCCACUCAGUUGCCAAGUGCUUUUGUGACAUCACAAGAAACCAGAAGCAGUUUACUCAUGCUGGCCACAUGACCUGGAAAGCUGUCUGUGGACAAACGGUCGGCCUGAAAGCGAGAUGAGUGCCACCCCACACCUCACAGUCACCUUUGACUGGACUUAACCACGCAGGGGUUUACUUUGAACUAAAGGAUCUUUGAGUUUCCUUCCAACUGUGUGAUUCUGUGAGUUUGAAAAUAUCAGUUGUAUCUGCAUCUAUUUGGAUGCAAAAAAGGAGUAUACUAUGAGUGCAAUUCAACAUUGCUAUUACAAAUGUUUCAUCUCCACAAGUAUUGUAGCUUGCCAGAUAGAUGUGUCCUCUGCUUUCCAGACAAACUGUUCUGGGGAGUUAUUGUUGUUGUUGUUUAGUCGUUUAGUCGUGCCCGACUCUUCGUGACCCCAUGGACCAGAGCACGCCAGGCACUCCUGUCUUCCACUGCCUCCUGCAGUUUGGUCAAACUCAUGCUGGUAGCUUCGAGAACACUAUUCAACCAUCUUGUCCUCUGUCGUCCCCUUCUCCUUGUGCCCGCCAUCUUUCCCAACAUCAGGGUCUUUUCCAGGGAGUCUUCUCUUCUCAUGAGGUGGCCAAAGUAUUGGAGCCUCAGUUUCACGAUCUGUCCUUCCAGUGAGCACUCAGGGCUGAUUUCCUUAAGAAUGGAUAGGUUUGAUCUUCUUGCAGUCCCUGGGACUCUCAAGAGUCUCCUCCAGCACCAUAAUUCAAAAGCAUCAAUUCUGGACUUCCGGGGUGGCGCCUCCGGAAAAUGGCGGAAUUCCCUUCGGACUGAAGGGAACCCGCUGCACGGAGGCUUGGGUCCUGCCGCUACGGCGCAGCGGGGACCCGCAAAAACCACAGGCGGAAGAAGCCUGUGGACGUGGGACUCGGCGGGCACCGAGAGCGCUCUCCCCUUGUACAGGAGCCCGGUAGCGGGCUCCGGAGUGGGAGGUGCGUGGUGCUGUGAGUCGUCUGCUUCCUCCGUGCAGCAAAGCCGCACUGCCGUUAUCGGAGAGCGCUGCCUUUUCCUGGACAAUUUGGCAUCUAAAAUAUCUAUCCGUGAGUACCUGAUCUUGGAAGAGUUGAACCACUUUUAAGACUGGUGAAUAAACAAAUAAUAUUGGACUUGAAAUUGAACUUAAUUGGGACUCGGAAUGGGAAGGUCUAAACAGGAAGUCGCCUUCCGUUCUUUUGUUAUGUGAAGAAAGCAAAGACAAAAUAUACUAAAGCUUGAAAAUUAAAUUCUAAGAGAACUAGAAUUCAACAUCUAAGAUUUCUGAACCCCCUUUGACUGCAGGAGAAGAAGGGGGUUGUAUUUGGACUUUUCAAUCCUGCGGAAGUGAGUUUAAAAUAAAGCAAUUUUCCACCGCCCUGAACCAGGAGCGGGCUGUCAGAAGUGACGUUCUGAAGUUUAUCCAGCUCGACAGUUAGUUAACAGAAGGGUAACAUUUUGAUUCUACUGUUGCCUCUUGAAUUUGGAAGGGGAAUUUUGGAUAAAGUGUUUCUGGAAAAAGAAAGAUUGUUGCUGUUGCUUUUAUUCCUUUAAAAAAAAAAAAUCCAUCUAGUGGAAUUUAGUGAAAUUGCAACGCAGAGAGAUUAAAAGAGAAGGACUAUUGGACUAUUCUCGUGGGAAAGAAUUUUCUUUGACCUUGAAGGACAAUGCUAGUACAAAGGCUUGAACAAUUGUUCCUGGAAGGUUUUUCAAAACUAAGUGCCCAGCUGGACCAGAUGUGUCAGGAGACGACCUUGAUGAUGGAAGUUACCAGAGCACAGCAGCAAACAAAUGAAAUUCAGUUAAAGGCUAUACAAGCAUAUGAACCUGCUGUAGUGACGGAGGCUUCAGAGAUGGAGGGACCUUUGGACGGGCAAGAUCAGCCUUUGAACUUGAUAAAUGAACUUGGGACAAACCAGAUUCGGAAAGAUGAAAUGUGGUCAGAUUUGGAAAUGGGGGAUGGAUCGACCCCCUCCAUGUGGUUAUUUGGACCUUCCGAGUCUGGUGAUGGGCUAUCAGAGGAUUGGAGUAGCCGAAGUCUCCAAGCUUUGUGGAAAUUUGAAGUGGUACUAUUUGCUGUCUGGCUUGGGCAAUGGGUUUGGGAUGGACUUGCUGCAAAGGGUCAAAAGCAUUUUCUUGCUGGAGCAUCCACGACUGGAAAGGAAUCAUCAACAAGAGUGGCGAAAGGGGCAAGAAAGAGACUUGAGGGCCUCGGAUACGAGACAACCAGGUUAAGGAGCCGGAUCAUCGAGGUUAAAAGGACUGACAAUCCCGGGUCCAGGGGAGGGGAGGUUGGAAGCUGACUGAACUGAUUUGACUUAUUAUUUUUUCUUUUUUAUUUUUUAAUAUUGGGAAUGCCUACAAAUGUUUGAAGGAUGUUGAAUGAAAUUACAUGGCUUAAGUAAGGAUUGGUAAAUGAUUCGUAAAAAGGUAAUGAUGCAAGAAUUUGGUAAAUAUUGAAUAUAAGCUAUGAGUUUUAAAGUUUUUAUAUGACAAGAGGGAAAAUAGAAUAAGGAAACGUAAUGACAGAUUGUUAUGAAAAAACAGAAAGGAUUUGCUGUAAAAAUUAAAAAUCAAGAAACAAAAGAGGGGAGGAGGAGGAAGUCUAGAAAGGAAGUCAAUAGAGAUUGUAAAGGACUCUAUAUUUUUGUUUUUCUGUUUCUCUUUUUUUUUUCUUUCUUUUUUGCGGCUGGGUUUUUCUUUUCUUUUUUGUUUAUGUACUAUUUUUGUUUUUUGUAUCCUUAAAUUUUUUCUGGAAAUUUUUGUUGUUAUUUUUUGAAAAUUCAAUAAAUAUCAAUUAUAAAAAAACAAAAGCAUCAAUUCUUCGGCGAUCAGCCUUCUAUAUGGUUCAGCUCUCACUUCCAUACAUCACUACUGGGAAAACCAUAGCUUUAACUAUACAGACCUUUGUUGGCAAGGUGAUGUCUCUGCUUUUUAAGAGGCUGUCUAGGUUUGACAUUGCUUUUCUCCCAAGAAGCAGGCGUCUUUUAAUUUCGUGGCUGCUGUCACCAUCUGCAGUGAUCAUGGAGCCCAAGAAAGUAAAAUCUCUCACUGCCUCCAUUUCUUCCCCUUCUAUUUGCCAGGAGGUGAUGGGACCAGUGGCCAUGAUCUUUGUUUUUUUAUAUGGAGCUGCAGACCAUAUUUUGCAUCCUCCUCUUUCACCCUCAUUAAAAGGUUCUUUAAUUCCUCCUCACUUUCUGCCACCAAGGUUGUGUCAUCUGCAUAUCUGAGGUUGUUGAUAUUUCUUCUGGCAAUCUUAAUUCCGGCUAGGGAUUCAUCCAGCCCAGCCUUUCACAUGAUGAAUUCUGCAUAUAAGUUAAAUAAGCAGGGGGACAGUAUACAGCCUUGUCGUACUCCUUUCCCAAUUUUGAACCAACCAGUUGUUCCAUAUCCAGGUCUAACUGUAGCUUUUUGUUCCACAUAGAGAUAUUGACCUCCAAAGUAGGGUUGCCAUAUGUCCAGAAUUUCCCAGACAUAUCCGGAAUACUGCAGUCGGAAGCAGUGUCUGGUUGGAAAUCACCCGGGGGGGGGGGGUCUGGGAAAAUUUGGAUGUAUGGCAACCCAUGUUGACAGUAUCAUUUUUGGUAAUUUUCCUCAACAACUUUGCCAGAAAAAGCUCAACAGUCCAGACUUUCAUUGUGUGAAAAAUGGCAACCCUACUCCAGAGCCAAUCUUGGGGGAGCAUCGGGGGGAAUCACAUUGUGACCCUCUGUCUUUGUGCAGGACUUCUGCUGACGGACUCCACUAGGUGAACCCCAUCCUCUGUUUUUAGAUGAUGCAUGUAUGUCACCGCUUCCCAACAUUGGGUCUUCAGCUGUUUUUGGACUACAACUCCCAUCAUCCCUAGCUAGCAAGACCAGUGGUCAGGGAUGAUGGGAAUUGUGGUCUGAAAACAGUUGGAGACCCAGGGUUGGGAAACACUGAUGUAUGUAGUUCAGCAGUAGCAGUAUGGAGAGAAGGUACAAUGUCUCUCCCAAAAUGGCACAUGCUACCUGUGGUUUGUAUAAAUAGUUAAAUUUUUUAAAAUAAAAAUGCCUCUCCCCCCAUAUAUAUUAUAUAUAUAUAGAGAGAGAGAGAGAGUGUUAAAUUCAUUUUUAAUGAAUUCAUGUAAUUAAUUAAUUAACAAAUCUUGCAGCCUCACUUCCCUUAUUUAACAAAAAUAUCAGUGAUUAAGAUGGCUACCAGAAUCAAUUUUCUGUUCCAGCACUUGCCAAUUAAAAUAAAUGGUCAACAAUUAAAUAAAUGACAGCAUGUUGCUCUUAAGUUUAUUCGGAAUAAUAAAAAGCCAGGGAUCAAAGCAAAACUCUUACAUGAGAGUAAACCGGGGGUGAAGGAGGGAUUUCAAAUUCCAAAUGGAAUGGCUUCCUCAGAGAGGUUCACCUGGUGCCUUUAUUAUAUAUUUUCAGGGGUCAGGUGAAAACUUUCCUCUUCAACCAGGCCUUUGGCUGAUUAAUAUUCCACAGCCUUUUGAAUGUGUCUGUGGGAAGGGGAGUUAUUGUUUUGUUUUGUUUCGUUUUUGUUCUAUUUAUUUGUGUUUUUACCUUACAUUUUCACCAUGUCGGCGGCCCUGAGAUCUUUGGAUGAAGGGUGGCAUAUAAAUUUAAUUACAUUACAUUUAAUUAAUUUAUUAAUGGCAAUAAUAAGUUUCCUGUUGACUUGGAAGACAUCAUUGCAUAAUUGCACCCCCGCCCCUUUUAAAGCAAGGGCAGAUUGACCAGCAAAAAUGCUCAACGCAGAGAACCAUAGCUGUCAACGUUUCCCUUUUUUAAAGGGAAAUCCCCUUAUUCCGAAUAGGAUUCCUCGCAAGAAAAGGGAAAAGUUGACAGCUAUGCAGAGAACCUUUGAUGACCGACCUGGACAACAGACCUGGUCCGCAUGUUCAUUUCCAUUUUUAAAAAAUUACUUCACCGCAACAGCAUCAUCCCCUUGGCUCUGUGCUAUUCGUACCCAGCUUUGUCCCAUCUGCCUUGUCCUUUUAGCUGUAAUCACGAUUGCGACAUUAUUCAUCGUCAUGGCUCUUCUUUACUGCUCUGCCUAAGCCGUAGCCCUAGUUAGCAGCUGUCUCAUAGAUUUAGUCAGUGUUAUCCUCUGGGGGGGAAAUUCCUUCUAACUGCCUCCGCUCUUGUUUCUUCCUGUAGGCUGGAUUGUGACACGAACUAGACGCCUACUUUCUCUUUGCCUUCUAGAGCCUUUUCGUAUCCUUUCUCUUAGCAUUUUCUCAGCCCACUUGUCUUUAACAUUAUACUCUGGGGAGUUCACACUUCGAUUGGAUAUGAGAAGCUGCAAUGCCAUCCCUGUUUCUCCAUAUUGUGCUGAGAUAUAGUCCCAUUCUAAUGGCUUAACGAGGCAGAAUCUUGGCAUUUACGAUACAUUUUGAAUCAGGCCCAGAAUGCUUCCAGCUUUUCUGCAUUAGGCUAGAGACAGAGGGAAAUAUCUUAAUUUGGAAAUUGGGGUGAAAGAGUUUUUCUCCUUUUGUUACUUAGUUCCUCCAUGGCUUCCCUCUGAUUUUACUUUCUAAAAUUAAUUACAGCAGUACCUCGGGUUAAGUACUUAAUUCGUUCCGGAAGUCUGUUCUUAACCUGAGGUACCACUUUAGCUAAUGGGGCCUCCUGCUGCCACCGCGCAGCCGCCGCACGAUUUCUGUUCUCAUCCUGAAGCAAAGUUCUUAACCUGAGGUACUAUUUCUGGGUUAGCGGAGUCUGCAACCUGAAGUGUAUGUAACCUGAGGUACCACUGUACAGGGUUGGAGCAUUUGCAACUUGCAAGCACUUCCUGUUCCUUUAUUUUAUUCGCAUGUUCUCUGCCCCACUCUUUCCGUACUCAUCUGCAAGUGUGUGUGGAUAAAAUGCUGCACCCACAAAAGGCGUGCCCAUAUAUAAUAAUAAUAAUAAUAAUAAUAAUAAUAAUAAUAAUAAAUUUUUAUUUAUACCCCACCCUCCCCAGCCAAAGCCGGGCUCAGAGUGGCUAACACCAGUAAAAUUACAAUAAAAACAUAAUGGGGGGGAAAAGAAAAGAAAGAAAAAAACCCCAAUUUAAAAUACGGGUUAAAAUACAAUUUAAAAUGUAGCCUCAUUUUAAUAGUAGCCCAUAGAUCAAAACCAUAAGGGGAGGGAAACAUAAGGGUCAGACUGAGUCCAAACCAAAAGCCAGGCAGAACAGCUCUGUCUUGCAGGCCCUGCGGAAAGAUGUCAAGUCCCGCAGGGCCCUAGUCUCUUGUGACAGAGCGUUUCACCAAGUCGGGGCCAGUACUGAAAAGGCCCUAGUUGAGACCAAUCUAACCACCUUACGACUUGGGACCACCAAAGUGUUGUCAUUUGUGGACCUUAAGGUCCUCCGUGGGGCAUACCAGGAGAGGCGGUCCCAUAGGUACGUGAGUCCUAGGCCGUAUCUCAUUUUGCGUGGUGAUGAUUUACUGAGGCAUACUUGUGUUCUUGUGCAUUGGCUUAACACUACAAAAUAAUAUUGAUACAACUGUAAAGACAAUCCUAUCAAAUGUGCUUUUUGGUUGUGGAUGCACAGAGGCUUUUAUUUGCAGUGCUUUUUUGGAGGGGUGGGGGGGCAGAAGAAUAGCAGGAGAAGGCACCCAAUCCACUUCAGCACUCUAAAACCUAUAUUUACAGGCCUAGUAAUGGACACAAAUGACUUCCAUCAGCAGAAACCCUGUGCAAAUACAACAGGGCUCUCUGCUCCCCUUGUCUCCCUGCUCCCUUCUCCAAAACUGGCUCGGGUGUGUGUGUCAGGAGAACCCGUCCCCCCAGAAUAGCACACAGGGGUACGAUAGGGGCAAUCAUUUCAGUGGGAAUCAUGGCAUUGAAUUCUCCCUUACACAUAGAAAAGUGGUCUAGUAUUGACUGUCAUCUUAGCAGGAGCUGGCUGGCUUCUCCUGGAGAACCUUCUACAGUGGUGCUUCGGGUUACAGACGCUUCAGGUUACAGACGCUUCAGGUUACAGACUCCGCUAACCCAGAAAUAGUACCUCGAGUUAAGAACUUUGCUUCAGGAUGAGAACAGAAAUCGUGGUCCGGCGGCGCGGCGGCAGCGGGAGGCCCCAUUAGCUAAAGUGGUGCUCCAGGUUAAGAACAGUUUCAGGUUAAGUAUGGACCUCCGGAAUGAAUUAAGCACUUAACCCGAGGUACCACUGUAUAUGUAAUUAGAAGGCUCACCCUUAUUUAUGAGCCACCCCUGCAUUUCAGCAUUUCAGCAAACACAAAGAUGUGUGAUGGUGUAAACAGAUAGAAGUUGGUGGCAUGGCAUUGCUCAACACUGAGUUCUGCUGCCUGCUACCAACACAGGGAGGCAAUGGGGAGCUUAGUGCCAUGUCUCUACCUACCCCACACCUGCUGUCACAAAUGAUGCCAGACAUGAGGCAGGUGGGUGUGGUUUGGGGGAAACUGCUUGGCAGGCCAAAUUUGGGGCAGAGUUUCUCCAUUUCCAUUUGAAAAGGUCGAGCGAGUGUUAUCCUCAUCACUUCAAUGUUUGGAAUGUGUCUGCUCCUCUCUGUGGGAAUUUACCAAUAGUGAAAACUUCCUCUUUGCAUGAGUCUCAAAAUCAUAGAAAGAUAGUAAGUUAUAUAAAUUUACGGAUCUGCUUUGUACUGAAAGAUGGGCAUCUAAAAUUGAGAAGAAAGAGCUUCAUCAUUCACACUGUGCAGUAACAUGGCUCAUGUUUCCCAUUUCUAGUGUCCUGGAUUUAUUUUGAACUAUCCGCCCCACAAAUUGUUAAUAGAUGAUUCCUAUUUCUUCCCACAUGCAGGUUUCUUUUCCUCGUUGAGCAGCGCAAAGCUUGAAAAACCAUGCCUGAACAAAGCAAUGAUUACAGGGUGGUGGUGUUUGGAGCAGGAGGAGUUGGCAAGAGUUCCUUGGUCCUGAGAUUUGUUAAAGGCACCUUCAGAGACAGUUACAUCCCUACAAUUGAAGACACCUACAGGCAGGUGAUCAGCUGCGAUAAGAGCAUAUGCACUUUGCAGAUCACUGACACAACAGGGAGCCAUCAGUUUCCUGCCAUGCAGCGUUUGUCUAUUUCCAAAGGACACGCUUUCAUUUUGGUCUACUCCGUCACCAGCCGGCAGUCCUUGGAAGAACUCAAGCCUAUCUAUGAACAGAUCUGCCAAAUCAAAGGGGAUAUAGACAGCAUCCCAAUCAUGCUGGUGGGGAACAAGAACGACGAGGACCACAACCGAGAGGUACAGACCAACGAUGGAGAAGCCCUGGCCAAAAAGUGGAAGUGUGCCUUCAUGGAGACCUCUGCCAAGAUGAACCACAAUGUGAAGGAGUUGUUCCAGGAGCUGCUGAACCUGGAGAAACGCAGGACUGUGAGCUUACAGAUUGACGGCAAAAAAAGCAAGCAACAAAAAAGGAAAGAGAAGCUGAAAGGCAAAUGUGUCAUUAUGUGAAAAUAGCACUAUCUCGGAGCUGCCAUCUAGACUCCUUCUUCUGACUGUACCAUGUUUCAGACCUGUACACAAUGGAAAAAAACAAACAUGUGAGACUGUUUUAUUAAUAGCUGUUUUGAAAAUAUACCAGAAGUAAACAGUUGUGUGGAGUGAAAGCGCUACCAACCUCUCAACCCUUUUAUAAAUUAGACAUUUAACAGCAGCGGCAGCAAAGCAGUUACCAGAAGAAGAGCGAUGUCUCUUUUCAAGAGAAUAGAAAAUGAAAUAUCCACAACUAAGUACUCCCGCCGGUAUCGUUGCCACUAUGUAAAGAUGAGGAGCUGUUAGUUUAAAAUUUUAUGCUAAUGCUAUAUGUAGAAUUAAUGAAAGAUGUAUUUAUCUACAAAAAUAUAUAUUUGGAAGUAGAACUAAAUUUAGGGUUAAGUUAACAUAGCUUUCCUGGAUUGCAAGUUUAUUCUCUUACACUGAAUUGUGCUCUAUUCUUCACAUCCUUUAUGAUACUGAUGAACACUGAACUAAGAUGUCCCCCCCCCCACCUUUGUAAUUUUCCUAGUGCCCCUGAUUAAAUAUCAAGGCCUCAGUGACACCAGGCAGCACCAAAUAUUAUUCUCUCCCAUGGGAUUAAUAAUCUGACUACCUCCCCUUUGCGAAUAGAUCUAACAUUGCCGAUUAGCUGUUCUGAGUAGUAUGACAAUUAUCUGGUAUGAGGAUGCAAGGGGAGAGGAAAUGUUUUUGACCCAGGGGUGAAAUCUAUAACACUCAAUUUGCCAGAUAUUUCUUUUAUUUUUAUCUUAUAAUACUGAAGUAGACUCAUUACAUCUGACUCUCCAAAGGAUUCAUAGCUGAUAUGGGUAUCAGUUGAAUUAGUCGCAUGCACCUGUAAACACCCCCCCAUUUUUUUAUUCUCAGCAAACAUCAGAUAGGCUAAGAGAAAUCAGGUAUUUUCUGUGAGGACAGAAAAAUUUGAUCCCAGUACUCAUCCCUGCUCCUUUAAGCUGGAGGGCUGGGGACAGUCCCUGAAGAGUGGGGAUAUAUGAUAAGACACAGGUUUCCAAAUCCAGCCUUCCCACAUGUCAGUUGUGGCAUCAGGGAGUAGAACAGAAUUACCUGCAUCUCAUAUGCUGACAGGUGCGGGUUCAGGAUGGGCAACGGAUGGACUUAGUAUGGUUUGCGAAUCUUGAAUGACAGGGCAAAACCUCUGUGCCAAAUGACAUUUUCAUUACAGUACAGUGGUACCUCGGGUUACAAAUACUUCGGGUUACAGACUCCGCUAACCUGGAAGUAGUACCUCAGGUUAAGAACUUUACCUCAGAAUGAGAACAGAAAUCGCGUGCUGGUGGCAGCAGGAGGCCCUAUUAGCUAAAGUGGUACCUCAGAUUAAGAAUGGUUUCAGGUUAAGAACUGACCUCCGGAACGAAUUAAAUUCGUAACCAGAGGUACCACUGUACAUGCGUCAAAGCAAGAUGUUGCUGCUGUUUUUUAAUUAAAAGCUGCAUCGUGAAGAGAAUGAGCUACUUUGAAGCAGAACAUAUUAACAUUUUGGCAAGUGUGUGUAUCAAAAGCUGGAAAAUGCAAUUAAGUAUCUUUAAAAAUAGCACGCACGUUACAUUUCAAAUGUCACCCAAAAGCUACUUAAAGGCAUCCUUCGCAUUGGAAUACGCAUUGCUCACAAAUACUUUAAUGCUGUGAACCCUUUAAUCCUUGCACCCCCUUGCCUGAAUACAAAGAGAAUUGCAGACAAGCAGAUGCCUGCAAUAUGAGACCACAGUUUAUGCCCGUUUACCUUUCAUGGUCCAAGGAGAAAUAAGUAGGUGAGACUUAACAAGGCCUGAUGCACCAAGGGUGAAUACAGGAUCCCUUUAUGGACAUUUGACCCUUAUGGGACAAAUGUGCAUUUAGAGGGUGUGGCAUUACAUCAGCAGGCCCCACCCCUGACUGCCACACAUCCAUUUGAACUAGAGCUGUGCCCCAAAAUUUAGAAAUUUCUUUUUGAUCAUUUGUUGGGUGGCAAUGGAAUCAAUUUCAAACCAAAAAAGACCCCAACCCUGUGCCACUCACAGAAGUGCAGUUUCUCUCUGUAGUUUCCCAGAAUGCCUUGGGAACAAGGCCAUGUCACAACCUGUCGCUCCCAGGGCAUUCUGGGAAAUGUGGCCUGAGGGAAACUGCCUAAGGCUUUCUCCAAAAUAUCUUGCCGGCAAGGUAAGGGACAGUUAUCUCUCAAAAGGUUUGGAGGAAAUCCUCUUUUUUCCCACUUUCCCCCUGGACAGUGGCAAAAAAUCAGCCCCUGCUUUAACGGCAGGAAUAUUUUCAGGAAUCUGGGAGAAAUGUCAGCUCAGUCUUAAUCUGAACAUCUGUCAAGAGUAUACACAUGUAGGUGCACAACCUCUUUGCUGAUAUUCACAUAAACACAAAGUAUGUUGUGUAUUUGCUCUAGAUUAAAUGUCUAUGGAGAUUAAUUUUAGGUUCUGAAGAGAUGCAAAUGGUUUUGACACCCAUCCAGUGGGAUCUGAAGCUUUUGUUUUCAGUUUUCAGUCUAUUGAAAUGGCUUCCUUCACAUGUAGAAUAGAUGGGUUGAAUCCAACAAGUUUCCUUCUCCAGAGGAAGCAAACUACUAGAUCCAUUUGGGUGACUUCACCCAAAGAAUGUACCCAAAAGCAAGUUUCUUUCCCCUUUCCUCUCCCCCCCUCUUGAUUUCACAGAAUUGGGAUUACUCCUAGAAGCAGGCAUUUUAAAACCAUUUCUGAUUGCAUGCAAGACGUUUGUCUCAUUUUCUGCUGAGUGAGUCCUCUUUCUAGCUGUCAGAAAAUCCAACAGCAUUGAGCCAGGCAAUAAUUCAAUACGUAACCACAUAAUUGGUCUGUUCAGCCUUCAAGCCAGCGCUUUGGCAAAGGUUUUCAUCUUUUCCAUUUGGGAUUCGAUUAAGAAAAGUGACAAACCAAAAGAAAGACGUAUUAUGUGAGACAUCAUGUAGCUGGAUGUUAAAAAAUAACAGGCUAUAUGCAGCCUUUGAAGUGAAUGGGCAUCUUGAAUAGGACUCUCAGGACUAACUUAUGAAAAGCAUCAAAACUCCAGGGGGAUUGACUUGUGGCUGGCUGUGGCCAUCCACUCGGAGCUGAUAUGUUUCUUAACUGAGGUCCAUGGAAGCCGAAUAGUCCAGCUCCAACCCAUUUGAGGCCUUUCCUUGCUGGCAUUUACUUUCUCCAUCCCAAGCAAUAGAAAAUCCUGAAAAUCUCCACAGAGAGGCAGCUAGCUAGUUGGAUAAAGUAUUCCAUCUUUGGAAACUGCAUGGGCUCCAAAGUCUCCCACGGUAAAUCAAUGCCCCUCUUUGGAAUUUAGAGGCUGCCUUUAGCGUGAAUUGCUCUCCUGGUCCUCUUCUAGGUUUCAGCUCCUUUCCCAGGGUUUCUGUUUUAUUUCUUUGCUAUUUCUUUAUUUAUUCUACCCAUUUAAAUUGCCUAAGAAAGCUGGAGGUACCAACAGACCCUCCAAGUGUCCCUGUUUUCCAGGGACAGUCCCAGUUUCUGAUUUGACCCCAGAAUGUUCUGCUUUUCCUUAGGACGUCCUUAUUUUUACUAGAGAAAUACUAGAGGGUAUGGUAGGACAUCCCUAUUUUUGUUGGAGAAAUGUUGUAGGGUAUGGAGUUAUGUGAACCCCGAGCCAAGGAGAUAAGUAACUACACAACCUUCAGAAGACAUAUAAGGCAGCCAUGUGUAGGGAAGUUUUUAAAUGUUUUAUUAUAUUUUUAUAUAUGUUGGAAGUUGCCCAGAGUGGCCAGGGCAACCCAGUCAGAUGGCUGGGGUAUAAAUUAUUAUUAUUAUUAGAUGCACUUUCUUGGGGGUUUUGUUCUUGGUUGGGUUUAAUAUAGAGACUGUUGUGUAUAUUAUUUUUGUUAUUAUUUGAAUAAAGGUAAAGGGACCCCGACCAUUAGGUCCAGUCGUGACUGACUCUGAGGUUGCGGCGCUCAUCUUGCUUUAUUGGCCCAGGGAGCCGGCGUACAGCUUCCGGGUCAUGUGGCCAGCAUGACCAAGCCGCUUCUGGUGAACCAGAGCAGUGCACGGAAACGCCGUUUACCUUCCCGCUGGAGCGGUACCUAUUUAUCUACUUGCACUCUGAUGUGCUUUCGAACUGCUAGGUUGGCAGGAGAUUAUUUGAAUAGGACGCACCUAUUUUAUCAUCAGAUACAUUUUGGAGGGUAUGCAGUAACAAUGCAAAUGAAACAACAGUCCAACCAACUAAGGGGAAAAAACCCCAAGAAAGUGGGAAUAUAUGCACAACAUCUAAUGGCAAUGAAUUAACCUGGACACUAAGGGAGCACACAGUGUACAGCCAGCCAUUUCAUCUACUGCAGCAACAGAAGUAUCUUUUGAACUUCUGAUAAUUUAUUGUAGGGCAAUUGUGUUUUUCUCCUAUAUCUUGAACCAAAUAAACAUACACUUUCCUGGUUUUAAAUUGACUGGAGGCAGGUGGUUUUGCACAGGAACUGAAGGUGGGGUUUGGACAGUGAUCCUUGGCAUGCAAAUCAGGGCAUUAGAAACAUGCCUGUUUUUGCAGUAUCAAAAGGUUGGCGAGUAUAUAACAAAGAGCAAGCCUGCAGGAUACCGUUGUCCCAGAACAGCCAGUAAUAUAUACCUUUUACAAAUGCACAGAAUCCCCAAAGAGAAAGCUGUUACAAAGCCUUCUUAACUUCAUUGCAGCUUAUAUAAUGUGAAGGAAGGUUUGCCUAAUCCCUAAAUGCAGCCAGUGAUUGCAGUCCUAAUCCAUUUGCACCCAUGAAACCUAAAGAAUCAAAUUUAGACAUCUAACUUGCCUAGUAAAAAGCUAUUUCAGACACAUAAGGCUCUGGCAAACAAUUCACUGUUACAUGUAUGGAUAAUAUCUUUUUGUUUCUUGUUGACCCCACACUCCAAACAAUAUAAUAAGCCAUGACUAUGUUUUAUCGCCUUGCAUUUAUCUGUGCAGGGCUAGUAUAGAAGCAAUAUUUAUUCCUGGACCAGUAAUUCUAAGGUGGAUAUAUUUUAUAUUGUACCCUUCCGUUGUCCUUGUAAUUUAUAAUAGAUUUUACAUACAUGUGAGUUUAUCAAAAUAUUUGUUUUGCUAUAACUGGUAUAAGGUGGGGUGGGCUUUUUUUUUGAUAGAUGGAAGAAACUCUUAGUGGGGGAAAUUAGUUGUACAGUUUUAUUCCAGUUUGUGGUUUAUUUCCAAGUGUGAUGCUAAUAGACAUGAGAUAUUUGAAAAUGUACACACACACACACACAAUGACAUGUUUAAAACUUUCAAGGAAUUUCAGCAUCAUGAAAACAUAAUAUGGACACGUAUGCUAUUCACAAAGCAUGGAUUUUAUAUAAGUGCAUAAGCUAAGCUAUAUAGUUAUCAUUCAGAUGUAUUUAUUGUUGCAGUUUCAUUAUAUCUAAUAUUUUAUUCAGCCACAGUUAACAUGUAAUUUGUGCCUACAAGUUUCUAUGUUUCCCGUGAUAUUCUGUAUAUAAGGUAUACAAAAUAAACGUUUUAAGUUACAAAUAU
This is a messenger RNA of Podarcis lilfordi (Lilford's wall lizard), 29814 nucleotides long. Lineage: Eukaryota; Metazoa; Chordata; Lepidosauria; Squamata; Lacertidae. The record is from the annotation of a GenBank genome assembly.